Plodia interpunctella (Indianmeal moth) is the source of this 2014-nucleotide messenger RNA. Its product is annotated as intraflagellar transport protein 74 homolog. Gene Ontology annotation, biological process: cilium assembly; intraciliary transport involved in cilium assembly. The coding region runs from base 33 to 1973 and encodes 646 amino acids. The transcript is spliced from 11 exons. The record is from RefSeq and is a predicted model, not a curated record. Gene Ontology annotation, molecular function: beta-tubulin binding. Lineage: Eukaryota; Metazoa; Arthropoda; Insecta; Lepidoptera; Pyralidae. Gene Ontology annotation, cellular component: centrosome; intraciliary transport particle B; cilium.
CAUGGCAACAUUCAUCAACAGACUCUCUUACUAUGGCAACGGCUCGCACCAUGGCAACGAACUCACAACAUUGCAUGAAGGUGGCCACUAGCGGGCGUUUUGUGUUAUUCUUGACCCAUAUUAAAGGUGAAAAAUACCUGUUUAUUAUGGAUUUUUCCGAGGACGUGUCACACGCAGGCAGCGGGGUGCGGCGGACGGACACUCGGCCAGUUUCAAGACGUGGGUUUCGAGAAUAUACUAACACUGGUUCUGCUGUGUCUAGGAGCGGAACCAUGAGACCAAGCUCAGCAUACCGUGGAGGCACUGCCUCUCGCAUGUCGACUGCUGGGUUUGGACCAGCGCCGCCCACUACUGGCCGGCAGGCCACUGCUAUGACUGGGUUCUCCAUGAUCGACAGACCAAUAACCCAACAAGGUAUAUCGGGGCUACGCACAGGCACGGCGCGUGGUUUCCGAACGAGGCAACUACAAGACAAGAGGUACUGGGAGGAGCUGAUGCAGGUCAAGAUCAGGGAGAUGAAGGCGGAGAUCGCGAGGCUGAAUGAGAAGGCAGAUGCGGGGGAAAGAGAGAGGUCGGCGAAGAAACAUUAUGAGAAGAGAGUGAGGGAGCUCGCGCAGGAACUAACUGAUCUCCAAGGCCGCUUAGCUGAUUACAACACAGCUAUCCGCAUUGCAAAUGGCGAGGCUUCGAAGCAGUCAGUUGAAGAACAGAUCAGAGAAAUGGAAACCAGUAACAAGAAGCUUCAAGAAGAAGUGGAACAUGUAUUUUUAGAGAAACAGAGGAAGGAAAAUCAGUUGAGGCAACUUAAAGAACAGAUGGACAAGGAGCAAUCAACAAUAUCCAAGAUAUUGUCAGAGAUGACACCAGAACAGAAGGACCAGUAUAACGACUUGGAGUCGACUGCUGCAUCGUUGAGAGAUGAGGUGGAGCAGGCCAGGACUCAACUCGACCAUUUGAACAGGGAAAAAGAGGAGUUUAACAAAGAGAUUUCUGGAUCACAGAUAAAAGUUCAUCUAUUGGAGUUGCAUCGUCGUUUGGCCACAGCUGAGGAGAAGAGGGACAACCUGAAAAAUGAACUAAACAACAAACUAGACCCGCAAGAAGAACGAGAGAAGUUAUUGCUUCAGGUUCGUGAAGACAACGCUGCCAUAUCAUCUCUUGACAGUAAUGCGGCAAGCAUCAAAGAACAGAUUCGCAAAGUGCAGGAACUCAUUGAGCAAGCUGAACAAGACUUAGAAGAAGGUAAUUCAGAACGCCACCAGAAAUAUCGAGAACUGAAGAAAAGAGAAGAAACAAUGGAUACCUUCAUGUCUACGUAUGAAGAAAACCUGAAAAAAGAACAGGAGAAAAUCGAGCAGUUGGAAAAAGAUGUGGUUUUCGCUUUGGAACACAGCAGUUCUAACAUAGACUUGGAUUUGAGUGAGAUUGAUAAUUUGAAACAGAAAGAAGGAUAUACUUCGACGUAUGAUGAUAAUAAAAAGUCUGUUCAGACUCUAACUAAUGAUUAUGAGAGGUUCCAAAGUAAUUUGAAAAAGGCGGAGGCAACACGGGAACGCCUCGCCACAGAACUGCAGACGUUGCCAGAGAAAACCAGUGUCAUGAAAGAAGAACUUAACACACUUUCCAAUUUAGAGAAACUAAGGGACGAAGGUGAAGAUCAGAAGAAGGCACUAGAAACCGAGGUGAAAGUUAUUAAAGAGAAAUUGACGCCCACUGAAAAUGCAGUCUUGGAAGCAACAAGCAAGUUAAAGAAAUUACAGACAAGUUUAGAAGGAAACGAAAUGUACACGAAAUUAAACAAUCUAGAAGAGCAAUUAGCACAAUUGGAAAGCAGGAAGAUUGUUCUAGAAGAAGACAUAGCUUCUAUAACUCUGAAGGCUGAUUACGAGCCGCUAAAGAAACAGGCGAUGGAAGCAUUGGCGGCGUUGAAUAAAAAGAUUAUAGAAGACUUGAACAGCACGAAAUCUUAUUAGAUAGUUAUAGAGUUUUUAAAAUAAAUACAAAUUAGGUCAAA